Messenger RNA from Chelonia mydas (Green sea turtle), 2046 nucleotides. RefSeq lists its product as uncharacterized. Lineage: Eukaryota; Metazoa; Chordata; Testudines; Cheloniidae. The record is from RefSeq and is a predicted model, not a curated record. The transcript is spliced from 3 exons. Gene Ontology annotation, molecular function: protein binding. The coding region runs from base 1486 to 1860 and encodes 124 amino acids.
AGGUCUCCCCUCCCCCACCUCCUCCCCCGAGCCUGCCGUGUUCCCGCCCCUCCCUCUCUCUUCCAGCACUUCCCCUGCUGCCAAACAGCUGUUUGCCAGUGCUCAGGUCACUCCGGGAGGGAGGAGGAGGAGCGGGGCCGCAGCACGCUCGGGGAAGGAGGCAGGGACUUGGGGAAGGGGGUGGAAUCGGGGCAGGGCGGAGCAAAGGCAGGGCCCCUGCACUCCCCCCUACACAUACCCCACCCCCAGCUCCUUGCUGUGAGCCACUCAGAGCAGGGGGCUGGGGGCACCCCAACGACCCCCACCCACACCCCCAGUCCCCUGCCCUGACUCCUGCACCACCCUCACAAACCCCCAGCCCCCUGCCCUCCCUGACUCCUGCACCCCCUCACAUCCCCACCUGCACCCCUCGCAGCAAAUGGGAGCUGCCCCAGGUAAGCACUCUACACCUCAACCCCCUUCUCCAGCCCUGAGCCCCCUCCCGCACCCUAUCUCCUGGCCAGACCCUGCACCCCAACCCCCAGCCUGCUCCUGCAUCCUAACUCCCGCCCAGACCCUGCACCCCCAGCCCUGAGCCCCCUCCCGCACCCUCAGUCCUGGCCAGACCCCACACCCCAAUGUUUUUUUACUUUUUUUUUUUAUAAAGCGCUCUUAUCCCAAGCGCUUUACAAUCGUUAGCUAACAGUACAAACAAUAUUUGGAAAGAUCAUUAAGGGGUCCGCUGAGACCCCCAGCGAUUUUCAGGUGGUCUGUGGAAAAAUAAGUUAGACUACAAGAACAAUCAAGGCAGUGCUUCCAUGGCACCAAAGGCAUCCCCGGAGUAACUCCACUGCUGUCAGAGUGAGUUGGGCCCUGUGUCUUCACAGCACUUCAAACCAUGAACGCAGAAGCAUUGGUUUCAUCUUCCCAGCUUUGAAGAGCAUUGUGGGGGGGUUUCAUGGAGACUAAAGGACUGGAGGUGGGUACAGGGCUAUGUUCAGAAACAAGCUCAACCCCCAGCACACUGAUCCAGAUUUACACGCUCAUUUCAAGCUUCCCAGAGGUGGGGGGUGGGGGGGAAUCUAAGGCCCCAGUUCUCAUACAUGGGGAGCGAUUUCCCUUUGACUCCAGUGGGAAUUACACACAUCCUCCAGCAUGGAAAUGGGGCCUACUUAGGUUGCUCUGGCCCAUUAUAAAGAUGGGGCUGUUGGUGACAUGGAGCUGGGUUUGGCUUUCCAACAGCCUCAACGGGCUGUUUGGAUCUGGGGGUGGGUGACUUAGUUUUUCAGUUGGGAAAUUUCCCAGUGGGGUUUCAAAGGCUGGAUGAGGUACACCCUGACCAAGCCUCUUGUAAACAGCGAUGCUACCUGCUUUUGCUUUUGGUUUCGAGAGGGACUUUCCAGCAGCCCGUCUCUAUAAAACAUCUGUAAGAGCCGCCCUGGGCUGAGAGGCCCGAGAGAGAUCAUCCAAGUGCUGCCAGGAUCCGAGGAGGCACAAGGAGAAAUCAUGACUACGACUCUGUGGGUGCUGCCAAAGGUCAAUCAGAAGCCUGGCUGUUCAGCAGUGCUGCAGAAUUCUCCCACCAGCAACUGGAAGGCUCUCUUGGAGAAGGCCACCCACCUCAUUAUCGGCCCAGAAACUAAUACCAAAGUGACCCUGAACAUCUUCAGUGGCCAGAAAUCCCUGUGCCUGGAAGCCGAUCUCCACAACACGGUCGAUCAGAUCAAGACGUGGAUCAUGCAGGAGAGAAAGUUUGGUGGUUCAGGGUCCAUCAGCCUGCUGUAUGGGAACCAGGAACUGCAGGGCCCAAAGACCUUGGGCCAGCACAGAGUGACAAGCCCAGCCACCCUGGUCAUCGUCCACAAAUGCACUGGGGGAUAAGCAGCUACAGCCUGUUAAAGGCAACGCUGUAGAGAGCAGUUGAUUAAAUUAAUGCAAAUAACUUGUUUCCUUAAAUUAAUCUCUGUUUUCUGACCUUAGUUCCAAUGAUUGUGCUUAGUUUUAGAAGUUGAGCAGCUGUGUUAGUCCUGAGCAUUAAAAGACAAUGAAUAAAAGGUUCUUCAGGGG